CGUGGGGAUUGGUCGUCCGCCUAUAAGUACCCACCGUGAGGCCUUGCAUGCUCGACCAAAGAGCCACUCGCCAUUGAGGCGAUCAGUGAUCGAGUUCCUCUUGUGUUGGUGUCCAGAGAAUCGUAGUGUAGCGUGACAGCUAGCGAGGUUUCGAUAUGGCUUCCAGGAUGGCACUCCUGUGCCUUCUUGGCUUGCUGGUAGCGUCACCUGCCAUUGCUGACUCCGGCAUCUACUACCAGCUUGCUCUUAUGUGGCCCGGAGCGUACUGCCAGCAGACCAACGCCGGGUGCUGCAAGCCGACGACCGGCGUGUCGCCGGCGAGGGACUUCUACGUCUCCGGCUUCACCGUCUACAACGCGACGACCGACGCUCCGGUGACCGGCUGCAACAACGCCGCUCCUUUCGACCCUAACAAGAUUACCGGCGUCCAGGGCCUGUACCAGUACUGGAGCAGCAUCAAGUGCCCCAGCAACAACGGCAGGAGCAACUGGAAGAACGCCUGGAAGAAGUCCGGCGCCUGCUCCGGCCUCGAGGAGAAGGACUACUUCGAGGCCGCCCUCUCCUUCCGCAGCCGGAUCAACCCGCUGGUCCGCCUCAAGGCCCAGCACAUCGAGCCGGACUUCGGGCUGUACGGCGUGAAGACGAUCAAGAAUGUGUUCAAGGCGGGCAUCAACGCGGCGCCGGUGGUCCAGUGCAGCAAGGGCCCCUUCGGCAAGUUCCAGCUGUUCCAGCUCUACUUCUGCGCGUCGGCGAGCGGCAAGUUCAUCGACUGCCCGGCGCCGGAGCAGUACACCUGCUCCAAGGAGAUCCUCUUCCACCCCUUCCAGAAGUGGAUGCUCAAGCAGCAGCUCAACGAGUCCACCGCCGCCAACCCCUUCGUGCUCCCCGGCGUCGCCGUGGAAAUGUAACUGAUCGAUCUGCGGCGGCGGCGCUGCGCGCUUACCGUUUGGUUCGUGAUGAUGAGUUUGCGCGUUGCGGUGACGCGCGCAUGGAAAUUAAAUAAUGUUCCCCUGCUUUGUUGGAUGCUUGCUAGCUCCUCGCGGAGCAAUGAUGUACUUGUGUAGUAAUGCUCGACGAAUAAACUAGUGCGGCUACCUUUGUGGCUUCAGCUU
Messenger RNA from Panicum virgatum (switchgrass), 1112 nucleotides. RefSeq names its product ribonuclease 3-like. The coding region runs from base 156 to 908 and encodes 250 amino acids. Gene Ontology annotation, biological process: RNA catabolic process. The record is from RefSeq and is a predicted model, not a curated record. Gene Ontology annotation, molecular function: ribonuclease T2 activity; RNA binding. Lineage: Eukaryota; Viridiplantae; Streptophyta; Magnoliopsida; Poales; Poaceae. Gene Ontology annotation, cellular component: extracellular region. The transcript is spliced from 3 exons.